This is a messenger RNA of Pelodiscus sinensis (Chinese soft-shelled turtle), 3788 nucleotides long. Lineage: Eukaryota; Metazoa; Chordata; Testudines; Trionychidae. The record is from RefSeq and is a predicted model, not a curated record.
ACAAAUUCAUGCCAUUACAGGUGCAUGGAAUUAUAGAUGGAAGACUGGGUUUGCUGUCUCUUUGGUUUUUGUGCGGUGUUUUCUCCAAUUGUCCUUGGCUUUCCAAGUGGAAAUAUCAGUCCAGCUUGUGAUUCAAUGUUACCUGUCCAUGAUAACUCUGUUUCACAAACUACUUCAGCACCUUACAAGAUCUCUAUAUCCAACACUUCAUUUGACCCAGGAAAUAAGAUCACAGUGACUCUACAAACAAUUGACAAUUCCAGUUUUGAAGGAUUUUUACUGCAGGCCCGGGCAGUUAGAGGAAAUAGUAUUGUUGGUACUUUUCAGAUCAUAGACCCUAACACGCAAGGUCUUUUGUGUAACCAACUUGAGAAUUCUUCAGUGAGUCACACAAGUUCCAGCAGAAAACAAUAUGUAACAGCAGUUUGGGUAGCACCUUCAGGCACAGGAAAUGUGCAAUUUAGAGCAACUGUUGUUCAGCAUUUCAAAGUUUUCUGGACUGAUGUCAGAAGUCAAACUCUUUUGUCUUCCAGUUCACCCACUAACUUAACCUCUGGACGUGAAGGCUGUGGCACACAGAAGUUCUGUUUCAGCAGUCCCCCUGGAUGUAAUCUGAAUGAUCCAAACUGUUAUUUUAUGUCUUCUGAGGCACAAGGUGGUGAUGCUUUUAAAUUUGAAAUGAGUGGUCUUUCUGAUGGAUAUGUGGCCAUUGGGUUUUCUGAUGAUACAGAAAUGGGGAAUGACGACAUUUAUAUUUGUGGUAAGAAUGCCACAGGACAAAUAGAAGUUCAACAUGCCUUUUCAACAGGACAAACUGCUCCCAACAUUUUGCCUUUGGGUGAUGUGCAGAUCACAAUGACUUCCUUUAAUAGUGGAAAAAUCAGCUGCUCCUUCAUUACAAGAAACGCCAUAUCAACUCAGUUAAAAGCCGCUAGCAGUUUGUACUUCAUAUUUCUGGCCCAUGGACCAUCAACAGCUGGACAGAUAUACAUUCAUUCUAGGACACCUUUCAUCACUCCUCGGAAAGUAAAUAUUUCAAGCUAUGAAGCAGUAGGAGCCACCGAUUCUUCACAUUCUAUUAUUAAGGCUCACGGGGCCCUGAUGUUGAUAGCCUGGAUGACCACGGGAAGUUUAGGAAUGAUAUUUGCUAAGUAUUUGAAGAAUGUUAUCAACACAACUCUCCUUGGGAAAGAUAUUUGGUUUCAGAUUCAUUUGUUUCUGAUGGUGAUAACUGUUGCAGAAACAAUAGCUGCUUUUGUGCUGGCCUUUGUAGAAGAAAUGGGAUGGAACAGUGAUACAAGCGACCAUGGUAUCAUCGGAUGCAUUGUCAUGAUUCUUUCCUUCUUUCAACCAGUGAUAGCUUGCUUCCGGCCUUCUCCUGAAAGUAAGAGGAGAUUUAUUUUUAACUGGUUUCAUGCUCUAAAUGCUCUCGUCAUAAAGGUCCUGGCUGUUGCUGCCAUAUUUCUGGGACUGCAGUUAUUUGACACCUCUCCCAGCCUGUGGAUGGUCAAAACUAUGGGAGGAUUUGUAGGAUGGGAGGCAUUAGCGUACAUAAUGCUUGAUGCAAAUGCUUGGUUGAAAAAGAAAGAGAAAUAUGAAGAUCCACCUAAUAAGAUAAAAAAUGAAAUUAUUAUAUUUUUAAUAUAUACAUGUGGAAACCUGGCAUUUGUAAUAGCACUGCUUGUGGGAAUUGGAAAAUCCUAAAAUUGACAGGAUUUAUCUUGGAAAAAUGAAGAUUAUUCCUAUCUUGAGAUUCUUCUAGAACAAAUACAAAGAAACAAUGAACAUUGAAUACAAGUUUUAGCAAGCUUUUAAUUUUGUUUGUUUAUAAAUAGUAUUUUAGGUUCUCUAAUUGACACAUUUUCUACACAAUAAUGCAAAAUAAAUUUUAUAGUGAGAUUCUAUUAGCUAGUUAUUGGAGAUGUUCUACACGUUAUAGCAGAUAAUUAUUUCCAACAUGGGAAAAGUAAGAAGGCAAUAUAUAAAUGCCAGGUGUUUAUAGUUGUUUCAUAUGACACUCCUUUCUAAACUUUGUUAAUGUUUCCAUCUUUAACAAGAAAAGAUUUCUUUGUGCAAAGAAAGUUGAGGACCUGAUUUUCAUGAGACUAAUUUAUGCUCCAAUUCUUGCACCGAGAACUUCACAGGCAAAUUUCUGUGCCCACCUGGGGUCCUGUUGACCUCAGGAUUUCAGUAAAGCUCAGUGCAGGCUCAUAGAUCCAUCUACAACAGGGGUGGGCAACAUACUGUCUGUGGGCUAGAUCCAGCUCACCAAGCCACCUGAUCUGGCCUUGGGAGCCUCAGCCAGGCUCCCUGCCUGCCCACUCCCACACUCUUGUCUUCACACAUUGUCCCUGCCCCUAGUACAAUCUCAAAGCUCCCAUUGGCCAGUUUCACACAUUGUCCCUGCCCCUAGUACAAUCUCAAAGCUCCCAUUGGCCAGUUUCACACAUUGUCCCUGCCCCUAGUACAAUCUCAAAGCUCCCAUUGGCCAGUUUCACACAUUGUCCCUGCCCCUAGUACAAUCUCAAAGCUCCCAUUGGCCAGUUUCACACAUUGUCCCUGCCCCUAGUACAAUCUCAAAGCUCCCAUUGGCCAGUUUCACACAUUGUCCCUGCCCCUAGUACAAUCUCAAAGCUCCCAUUGGCCAGUUUCACACAUUGUCCCUGCCCCUAGUACAAUCUCAAAGCUCCCAUUGGCCAGUUUCACACAUUGUCCCUGCCCCUAGUACAAUCUCAAAGCUCCCAUUGGCCAGUUUCACACAUUGUCCCUGCCCCUAGUACAAUCUCAAAGCUCCCAUUGGCCAGUUUCACACAUUGUCCCUGCCCCUAGUACAAUCUCAAAGCUCCCAUUGGCCAGUUUCUGGCCAAAGUACCACACAAAGUACCUCUCCAGCCUUGCUGUGUUCAAAGCCACACAUGGUGCCUGCAGCCGUCAUGGAAGGAAGGGACCCUGGCUGAGGAACCUGCUGGGCUGUUGGCUGGGAGCACCCAAGUAAGCACCUCCUGGCCAACCUCCAUCCCAGACCCCGCACUUCCUCCAUUGAUAUAAUAGAAAAGUGUGAUCCUUGACCACUUACCAAAUUCUUGGAGUGGUCACCUCCCUUAAAAAAAUUGUUGUGCACUCCUGAUCUACAAGGUUGUCAGUGAAGAUCAGGGCCAUGGAGUGCGUCUACCCUGAAUCUGGAAAGUGUAAUUCCAGCUCAAGAAGAUAUGCCUGUGCUCUCACUGAUCAAACUAUCCCUCAAAUAACAGUGUAGCUAUGGUAGCACAAGCGUCAGGACAAGCUAGCUACCCCAAAUGCAUAUAUAUGGCUUGGCGAGAAUUAUAUGUGGGGGAGCUAGCCCAUGCUGUCCUCAUGCCAUGAUACCCUACAUUUUAUAGCAGCUGCUUAAUCAGAGCUAAGGUAUCUAUGUCUCCAUGAGCUGGAAUUUACCUUCCAGUUCCCAGACUACUGUACUGUAGACUGCUGCUCUCAUUGAUGUCAGCCAAAAAACUCCCUCUGUCUUUCAUGGUGCAGAAUUUGACUUAUAGUCAGUGCCUGACUUUGUUCAUGCUUGUUCAGAUUGAAUGGGUAUUUUUGAUAUCAUGCCCUCAAAUGCUCACAACUUUCUUUUUUAGGCUGAAAAUAGGAACAGGUGGUGGUUACAUAAUGAAAUUUUAAAAUGCAGAUAUGUUUUGAAAAUAGUAAAGAUCCCAGAACCCGUGAUGUACUCUGUAUAUGCUUUUUUUUUAAUGGAUUAUAGUUCAUGGUAGUUUUCAAAAUGCAAUGUGCAUAUGAUGAAUAAUAAA